AAAAAUUGAGUGACAACGGUUCUAUAUUUAAAGCAACUUUGUUAUACGAAUUAUGACCACAGAUUUGUUCUUGCUUACAACGCUAAACAACUAGACAACACGGAAGUUUGGCUUAAUUUUCAUGUUAAUACAAACUUAAAAGUUUACUUUAAAUUUAUAUUACACAUUUGUAUCAUAAUAUUUAUCAUCAUCUAUAUAUACAGAAGUGUUUGCUGUUUAACUUUGUUGUGUGAUAAGAUUAAAUAAAGUUACGAAAAUGAAUACUUUGGCAUUGUUGUGCCUUAUUUCUGCUGUUUUAACACUUGACAUAAACCGUGCUGUUUUAACACGUGACAUAAAUCGUGUUGUUUUAACACGUGACAUAAACCGUGCUGCUCUUGAGCAGUUAAGUAAUCUUGUACAACAGUAUGAAAAUUCCAUGAAAGAAAAAUCAUUUAAAAAAACAUUAUCAGGUAGUUUUUCUUCUCCUUUUCUUAUACCUGAACACAAAGUUAAAUGUGCAACAAGCUGUCGUGAUACGAGCUAUGAGUGUGAAUUCCUUAGCGACAACCAUCUUCAAAAACUUGGUUGUAGUGAAACUUUCAUCCAGUGUUUUCCACAAUGUUUUUUUGUGCAACUGAAAUCAGAAAGUGAAAAAACUAAAACGUGUCAAAGCAAAUGUCAAUUCAAUUUUGACCAAUGCAUUUUAUUUGGAACAAAAAUUGAACAAUUCGUAUGCUUUAAUUCUCGUAAAACAUGCAAUGCAUUGUGUUCCGAUAAAGUAGUUACAUCUAAACGAGGUUGUCCAGAAGAUUGUGCAGGUCAACAUGAAUUAUGCACUAAUCAGGCAAUUACACCGCUAGAACAUUAUCGUUGUAAUUUAAUUGAAGCUAAAUGCAAAUCAACUUGUUAGUUGUUAUAUAAAUUAUAUUAUAUCUUAGAAUUGUUAUACAAAUGAACUAAUACGGUAACUUCAAGAAUAUCAUUCAACAAAAGAAUGUUCAUGUUAUAAAUGGACAAAUUUUUACCCUAUUGUUAUUAUCCUAUAAUAUUGUUUUGAUUAAAUGGUAUUUUACUUUUUUA
Hydra vulgaris (swiftwater hydra) is the source of this 1062-nucleotide messenger RNA. RefSeq lists its product as uncharacterized. NCBI's taxonomy places the organism in Eukaryota, Metazoa, Cnidaria, Hydrozoa, Anthoathecata, Hydridae. The record is from RefSeq and is a predicted model, not a curated record.